Molecule: messenger RNA, 779 nt
Organism: Prorocentrum cordatum
Lineage: Eukaryota; Dinophyceae; Prorocentrales; Prorocentraceae
Source: the annotation of a GenBank genome assembly
UGGUACCACUUAGGGCAAUUUAGGUUUGAGAAGCGGAAGAAGUUGCAGGAGAAGGGCGCGCCGGUAGAGAACAACUGCGACCUAGAAGUUCCCCAAGAGCUAGAAGAAUAUGCUGGCGGCGGUAGAUACUCAGCGGUACGUCUCGGUCCAGGAGGGCCUGCAUGUCCCUCGGAACGACGUCAGCGUCGUGGAAGCGGAGAAGAAGAAGCGAAUGAAGAACACGAUCGACCUGGAUAGCAACACGCGCAGGACGAAAACGACCAGGAACAGCGUCAGCAGCACGAGAAUGCGGAGAACAAGGAGAAUGCUCAGAAGGGCGACCAGCCAGACGGUCCAAGCGGCCCGGACCCGCAGCCACGAGGCGGAGACGCAAGACGGCCUCGAUGAGCCAGCCUUCAAAGCCCAUGAAAUCGAUGAUGUGAAUUCCCAUUCCCUGUGGAACCCAAGGGUGUGCGGCAACCUCACGGGGCCGGGGGCCGUCUAACCCCGACCCCGCUGCCCGUUUCCCGGGAGCCGCGCCGCGUCGCACAGGUCGUUGGUGAUCUCGAUGGCGAUGGUGUCCUGCCCCGCCUGGAUCGUCUGGCCGUGGAGGGCGGCGUACACCCGGCGGACAAAGUCGGCAUCUCGCAAAAAAGAUUCGCAGCCUUGCCGGGGGAGCCGAAGGGUCCUGUGACGCAAGGUGGGCGUAGGAGCCUGCGCGAAGACCACGAGCAAAAUCGGCCCCAACAAGUGCAAUGCCGGUGGCGGAGCAGAGGUGGGUGAGCAGCAGCUUUAACACC